Molecule: messenger RNA, 672 nt
Organism: Cyphellophora europaea CBS 101466
Lineage: Eukaryota; Fungi; Ascomycota; Eurotiomycetes; Chaetothyriales; Cyphellophoraceae
Exons: 2
Coding region: 1-672 (223 amino acids)
Source: RefSeq, a predicted model, not a curated record
AUGUCCAAGACUGUUGUGUCUGCUGAUGAAUAUCGACGAGCACGUUCGUCGCUGCUGAGCGAGGAGAAAGCUGCGACGAGACUGCUCUCGUCCGUCGCCGAGAAACGUCGUGCUCUACCAAUGGUCCGACUCAAUGACCCGUCAAGCUUCGUAUUUGCUGGUCCCAGCAAUCGCCAUUUUACUUUGUUAGACCUAUUCCAGGGUCGCCGUCAGUUGAUCAUUUACUUCCACAUGCCCUUCAGCCCCACUGGAGUGGGCUGCGGUGGCUGUUCCUUCUUCAGUGACCACAUUCCUGCUGGUCGCGUUUUGUCGCACCUUCACAGUCGCGACACGACGUUUGCAGCUGCGGCACCGGAGUCGGUGACUGCGGUUGAUGCCUUUCAGAAGCGCAUGGGAUGGACAUUCCCCUUUUACAGCUGCCUAGACACAUUCACUAAGGCCGAUGAGUUGGGCGAUGAUAUCACGUGGCGCCCCUCACCAGGUGCAUUCCGCCUCAGCUGUUUCUUGAGAGAAGGCGAUGAGGUAUUCCACACUUACGAGACAACAAGUCGGGGCGUGGAGGUAGUAUUAUCGACAUACGCUUUGUUGGAUAUGACGCUACUUGGACGACAGGAGUCGGGAGAAGAAGCGAAGAGCUUCCGGCUGCAUGACGAAUAUACGCAGGAGGGAUAG